UUAAUAACACAUUAUUGUAGGGAUAUGCAUCAUAUUUACACACACAAAAAAAAACCUAACCCUAAAUCAUUAUGGUAUUGAAAUUAGAUUUUGACACUGAAGUUCUGGGGGCCCGGUGCAGAAAGCAGCUCAGGCCACCAAUGUACUCUUCAGGUCUUAUUUGUUAUGCAGGAAGCAGCUGCAGCUUUGCAUCCACUGUGACAUUUGCUCCUGCCAGUCUGCCACGGCUGCGGUCCACCACCAGGCUUCCCAUCGGCCUAUCGCUGCUCUCCUACAUGCUGACGACGAGACCCGGAAGCCCCGAGGUGCCAGCUCUGCUUUGUUUUGGUAGCAGGAGUUGGAUAAGAGGGAAUAGGCGGAGGUCCGUGCGGGAGAAAGCUGCUCGCUAAAUGGGGAGAGCCACAUCGGGGAUGGAAGAUGACGGACCGAUAGCUGACGACUGUACAAUGCCGAGUUUUAUUGGCAGUUUCGAAGAAGGGAGGGUGAAAUUGUCCCGCAACCUGCCGACAGAAACUUCCUUCACGGGCAGCAAAGUUGAGCGGUCGGUCAAAGAUUUGAGCCGCCGUGUCACCAGGUCAAACUCGGGGUUAUCCCUGGACGGAGGCGAGAGGGAGUCGGAGGAGAGGGACAGCGAGGACGAGAAGGAUGCGAAGGGCAACAACAACAACAACUGCAACGGCGGAGGAGGGGGUGGAGGAGGAGAGAGGCGGAGGCCGAGCGCUGUCGAGAUUUUGAGGUGGAAUUUCGGGGUUUCGAAAUCUCCCUCUCUCCGUUUAAACACAAACACUCGGAUGCAGCGCGGCGACAGCCACGAAGGAGACGUUAAUAACGACGUUACAAACGGUUAUGGAGGCGAGCGUGGCGAGUGUAACAAAACGGAGCGUCAGACGGGCGAAGCGGGGACUGGAAACGAGCCAACCCUGAGCGACUUGACGACUUCGGAUGUACAAGGAGUUGAGUUUGUAGCCGUUACAGGUCAGCGCCGUCCUACGUGUGACAGUGACAGCAACACACUUCAGUUAGAAGAGUCUUUUAAAGAACACGUCUACUGCACUGUGUAUUGCAUCGCUAACGACGGUCAUCGAAAAGACGUUGAAAUCACAGGCGAUGAAACGGGCACGUCUGACGCAACAGAAAUGCACUUGGAGACAGCACAGGACGCGGAUUCGAGCCCCGAACCGGCACUGUACACAUUGGAGGAUCUGGUGGAUCCUUUCGGGGAUAUGGCCCACCGACUGUCCACGGAGCAGGCCGAUGCAGAGACUACGAUGCAGAGUUGCCGGGUGUGCCUGGAAGGAAAAUCCAUCGCACCCCUGCCCUGCUGCAGGAAGGCCGUGUGUGAUGAGUGUCUGAAACUCUACGUCAGCUCCCAGGUGCGCGUAGCCAAAUCUUACAUCAGCUGUCCGAUCCCAGAGUGCAGUGGCUACCUGGAGGAGGGGGUGGUGAUUUCCCAUUUAGCCAAUGAAGACGUGGCAAAAUAUCGUUACUUUUUGGAGCUGAGUCAGCUGGACUCGAGCACCAAGCCCUGCCCCCAGUGCAGUCAGUUCACCUCUCUGAAGGAGCACAACCCCAACCGCUCCGAGCACAAGUACAAGAUCCAGUGUAGCAACUGCCAGUUUGUGUGGUGCUUUAAAUGCCACGCACCAUGGCACAAUGGGGUCAAAUGUCGUGACUACAGGAGAGGAGACAAGCUGCUGCGAAGCUGGGCUAGUGUCAUAGAGCACGGACAAAGAAAUGCCCAGAAAUGUCCACGGUGCAAGAUUCAUAUUCAACGUACAGAGGGGUGUGACCACAUGACAUGUACGCAGUGUAAUACUAACUUCUGUUACCGCUGUGGAGAGCGCUACCGACACCUAAGGUUUUUUGGAGACCACACAUCCAACCUGAGCGUGUUUGGAUGCAAGUAUCGCUAUCUACCUAAUAAACCUCAUCUGAGACGGCUAAUCAGAGGGUCCGUCUGUGCCACUAAGCUGCUGAUAGCUCCAGUGGUCACUUUGCUGGUCGUGGUGCUCGGAGCCCUCGCGCUGGUGAUAGGUUUGGUCGUUUUCCCGGUCUACUAUGUGUGUAAGAGGAGGAAGAAGCAGCGCACACAGGGCUCCGGGCGCUGGAUUUGAAACCUGCUCUGCUUUUCAUCUAGGCCAGGCUCACACAGCUUGAAAGACAACGCCCGAAUCUCCUCAGGGAUGAACACGCCUGCCUGAGUCAUUGCGGAAAGUCUGAAAUUAACAAUACCAAUUAGCGGCGUACAUAAACUAAUAGAGCAAUGAUGCCUGGAUGAUCACACAAGCAUUUUGUAUCUAAUGAGACCACUGCUGCAAAAGGAAUUCUUUCAUCAGGUUAUACUGGCUACUCCACCACUGUCUCGGAUAGUGCUCUUCACACGAUGGAAAUGUUUGACUCCCUUAAAUCUCAACCAAAUUUCACAGCCGCCAACCGUUUUAGGCAGAUAACUCUCUUGGUGGCCAACCCUUGUCCCAGACACAUUGUAGGAAGUUUUAGCCGUGUCUGUUGGCUGAUUUUGACUCUUCUAACAACUGCUAUCUUUCUUUCAGGAGAACAAACUCAAAUAAUAGACAGAUGCAGUUUUGUUUACCCCCUGCACUAGAGAGAAUGUGCUAAAGGAGUGCGCUUGGAGCCUUUUGGUUAGCCUGAUAUGAUGAAAUGCUAUUGUAUGAAUACUGAGAGUAGAAGGUUUUAAAUGUUUGAGUAAGAUACUGGAAAUGAUGAACCCCGACUGAAAAGAAUAGGAGCUCACUGAUGAACAGAGAAAUGUGAGGAAAUAAUAUCUUCCUUGCUGAACUUUUGCAAAAGCUGCUUCAGUUGUUUGUGCUGCAAUUGGCAAGGGAAAAAUGCAAGAUGGAAACUGAAUGGGAUUUGAGUUGAGCACUCACUAUUCAAAAUAAUAUGAGAGGACUGAACUUGGAAGGAUGGAAUGAUGCUGCUGAACUGUUCUUGGCCCACCUGGAUAACCUUGACUUGAAAGUUGGGUCAUGUGUCCCCACCUAACUCUAAUCCUACGCUUUAAAAAAGGGGUCCUGUUUGCAAACACACAGCCAGCCCACUGACCCCUAGAUUAAAUAUUGACAACGCCAAGUGGAAUGUUUGGGAGCCUCCAUUGUUUUCUGUUGUUUCCCCACCUUCUAUCUGUCCCCAUCUUCCUCGCCAUCUGCCUGGCUGGAUGGUGGCUCACACACACCCUCCCUGCCUGGCAGGUCGUCUCUCUGCUGUGGCCCCAUACUGUAUUGCCAGUAUCUGCAUCAUCAAAAAAAAUAAAUAAUAUAAAUAGCUGCUGUGCGGCAAUUGUGCCAAAACAAAUUGCUGAAUGUGGCAGGACAGGCCUGUCCCUUUGUUUUUUUUUUUGUUGUUAUUGUUUUGUAGGGGAUGCCUGUUGCAGAGGUUUGGGGCGGUGAUGCUGUCAGUGUGUAGUGGAGUCUGCAUGAAUAAAUAGACGUAGAGGCUCUAUCAGAUUACACAAGCUGUAGAUAGUUCCCGGAUUAAAUGACUGAACAUACUAUUGCAAAUGGUACCUGUAGAUAAACAGAAUAAAGUAUUUAAGAUGUAACUUUUCAUUUUUAUGUAGUCUGGGUGAUGGUUUGCUUAAGAGCUAAACGUGGUGUUAAGUUAAAGAAAUUAACUCCAUCAGGUUACCAUCAGGUUGCUGUGCACUGAAUAUGUGGUAUAUUAAAUUAGGAUGUUAAUAAUUAGGUGAUCAGGUUUUGAAUGUUUGAUGCAGAGUUCGGUUUAGUGUCUGAUUUUUUGCAGUGAUAAGAGGACAUCAGUCUGCUUGAGAGUUUGGAUUGUGAUGUAGUGGUUUUUUUAACGUACACAUAUGCCCUCUUGGCUCAUUCACACUGGCACAUACUGCAAGAAAGCACACACAUGGAGUGCUGCCAGGGAACAGGAGAUUUUCGAGAGCUUUAAAGGCCGUCACCUGGUAGCACUCAGCUUGCUGUCCUUCACUUAUCCCUCUAUCCUCUCCUCCCUGCUGUCAGUCCUUAGUUUUGAAAAUGAGUGCGCAUCCACUGGAGCUGUGGCUAGUGUUCAGCCACAAAAAAAAAAAUCAUCCGAACUUGAUGCUUUUGAGCCUCUAAUAUGUGAAAAUAACACAGAGCUACCUGUGGUGCACACUGCGGUCAAGUACAAGUGGUUUUCCACAUUAGCCAUAGAUUUAUUUUGUGUUUUUGUGUGUUUAUCCCAGUCCCACCACUACAUGGAGUGAUCAGUUUUGUUGUUUUAUUGCUCCAUCAUGAGAUGUUUAUGAAGACGUUUGAAUGGAGAGACUCAAGGAAAAGAAAAGACAAGGAUGAGCACAAUAUAUCGGCACACAAGAGAUGCUACAUUGAAGCCAGUGAAGUGGAAUGAUAAGAUGAUUAAACAUGGAGGGGAAAUGUCUCCACUGGAAACAAACACUUCAAUGCAUUUUAAAGUGCUCACCAGUGGAAUAUAUCCUGAGUGUGACAGCACAUUUCAUCACUGAAUUUUCACUAAAACCAGGAUUUAAGGCACGAAGUUGGUGUUCACGCAUGUUGGACAUUUUUGCAGUGCUAUGCCAUGAGCUUUUGUCCCAGGGAUCAGAAAUAUUUUCAACAUCUGGGAGUUCAUCAAUACCAACUGUUCCUGAAUGGCACAGAAAAAGAUCUUUGUUACACACUGCUUUCAGUAGGUCCUGACUCUGGGGUUGAAUCCACUCUCAGGGAGUUUGUUUUCUGUUCACUGUCCCCAGAGCCCUCCAUCCACACGAGUUGUGCCACAGAAAUCAGCACCAGGAAGUAAAAACAUUGUAAUGUAGUCAAAAGAGACCUCGGUUAUGCAAACGUCUGUGUUUUCCCAGCAUGACUCGGUGUUGUGUACGCUGCGUGGGGUUCAGGGGGGUUGAACCUGGGAAUAAAAAGUGGAACAAGAAGCUAUGCGUUUGUAACUCACCGCUGGGAAAUGAAAUGUUAUGCGCCAAACAAAAAUAUUGAAACUAUCUAAUUAAGAAUUGUUCACUUGCAUCAUGUGCAUCAAUGUUUUAUCUAACUGCUCAGCUAGUACCACACUGACACGUUGAACUGCUGCAUUUCUUUUUGUUUGAGUGACAUACUGACAUGUGACACUUACAAAAAUCUUUAGCACAGAGAAAUGCAUCAGCAGUCAAAUUAGUUUAAUAAGUGUUGUUUUUGUUUUUUUUACAAUGCCAUAAACGUAAAUUGUUUUACUAUUUCCAUGUCAUUUUAUCAAAUACGUUGCCCUGCACUUUACACUUUACCACAGCUGAAACGAUAAGCCCAUUGAGUAGCUUAUUUCCAUAAAAUUAACAAAGGAUAUCUCUGAUAAUUGAUCAGUCAUUUACAUCAUUUAUCUAACGUUUGCAUGGGUUUACAGUCAGUUUUAUUUGCCAAUUUUGCUGCCAGACAGUAAUUUAAAAUCUGAAUUUCUUCUACAUUGAUCAGCUAUAGGACAAAUGUAAAUGAAUAAGGUUUUCUGGCAGCAUGAUAUUUGUCCUGGUCUGCUCCUCAUAUGUGGUUUCUUUCUUGUGUGUGUUCAGAAUUCUGCUGACUGAUUCAAUGUUAAGAUGGCACAUGGAAACGCCAUAAUGUGCUUUGUUUUGUUGUUGUUGUGUUCUUACAUAUUACUGACUUGAUCGCUGACAUUUAUCUAGACAUAAAGCAACUGUUUGGGUGAAGCUUUUACAUGUAAAAAGAAAAGUUAUAUAUAUAUACAUAUAUCAAUUAAUUCAGCUACAUGAGGUAUUUUGGGCAAUGAUUUUUCUUUUGCUGGGGUGUAUCGGCAGGCUGAUACCCCUGGCCUUUUUCUUUGUGGUAUUUGCAUAGAUAUGCAAUAGUGCCUUCACAGCCAUAAUAGAUCAGGGUUUGCCAUCAGGGCCCCUGCGUGACUCCGAAGAUUACAAAUGGGGGUAAAAUAUGUCACAGCCUCACUGAGCUGUGUGUUAUGUGUUAGAACAGCUAAAGCAAAGCAGAAUACAUUAUAAUAUGGGGCUCUGAAUGUAAAAGAAAAGUGUGUGGGUCCAUUGUUAAAUAUAUCUAUUGGAUCUAUUCAUCUGUUACCCCAACACACAGGGCAACGUGCAGUGCAAUCAGGCCAUCAAUUAACAUGUGUUUUUUUUUUUUGGCUGAAACAGUUAAUAGCUAAAGAUAAACCUCUAAAAAUUUAGAGGUACCACUAUACAGGGUGUCAGCUAUAUCCCAAAUACUCUUGUAGUUUAGUGCACUUUAUUUUGGCUCAUAUCAACCUCACUCUUUGGACUGUAGAUAAAAUGAGGAAGCAGUGGCACAGCCAACCCCGGUCAUUUUGCUAGAUGCUCAGUGAAGGAAGUGAUUAUACCAAAAAGAUGUGUCAUUGUCACCAAAUCAAAUGUCUAGUUAGGGACAGUAUAUCAUAAUUUUCAUUCAUUUCAACUCAGGAGGCCUGUGGAUAUUAGCAGUACAUGGUGUAUUAUCAGUAACAUCAGGAUGUUUUCCCCAUCUAGAUAUGCAAACGGCAACAUUUAUGUCUUUACACCACUUAGUUUUCAAGGAUAUUUCUAUUUGAAGAAAUGUCUUAAAAUUCAUUACUGUGCACCUUGUUUGCACCAAGAACAGAUUCUGCUGCCAUUGUUACAAAUGUCUGCUGAUAUUGUUAUUGCUCACUUAGCCAGGCACAAACAUUGUUUUCAUCUGAGGAUCUGAUGAUGAAUAAAGUGGGUCAUAUGCUAAAAUGU
Micropterus salmoides (largemouth bass) is the source of this 6700-nucleotide messenger RNA. RefSeq names its product ring finger protein 217 (gene rnf217). The coding region runs from base 390 to 2114 and encodes 574 amino acids. Gene Ontology annotation, cellular component: ubiquitin ligase complex; cytoplasm. Gene Ontology annotation, biological process: positive regulation of proteasomal ubiquitin-dependent protein catabolic process; ubiquitin-dependent protein catabolic process; protein polyubiquitination. NCBI's taxonomy places the organism in Eukaryota, Metazoa, Chordata, Actinopteri, Centrarchiformes, Centrarchidae. The record is from RefSeq and is a predicted model, not a curated record. Gene Ontology annotation, molecular function: ubiquitin protein ligase activity; ubiquitin conjugating enzyme binding; zinc ion binding. The transcript has 7 exons.